AUGUCAAUAACUAACAACUUCGAACCUUCCCGUUUAGACAAAGGAAAAUUAGACCAAAUGUUAAGAGUACACAAACCUUUACAUUUCACAUCCAAAUACGCUUAUUUAACUCUUUGGGGAGACGAAAUUUCAAAUGAAACCCAAUUCGAAGAAAUUAUUAAUAGAAUAGCCGGAGCUACCAAUAAUGUGCAAUAUGCACAUGUUUCUCCUGUAGAAAAAGAUUCUCAAACAGAAAGUCCGCAUCAACACAUGCUUGUAGUAAUGAAACGCCCUAAGUCUUUUAAUGCUCAACCAAUUAUUAAUCAUAAAGACGGAACUAAACAAAAAUUUUGGUAUAGUAGAGUCAAUUCUUACACCGCACGCACGGGCGACAUUAGUGCUAUUAUCAAAUAUUUAAAAAAGAGAGGAGAAGGCAUGCAUAAAGGUAACCCAGAUAACAAAGAAGAUAUAAAACAAACUUGGAUUAAUGCACUUAAUGAUAUGGACAGUUAUCACGACUUUAAAGAAUUAGAAAAAAACCUCAUGGAAAUAAACGCAGAGAAGUUUAUUCAACAAGAAGGAAAAAUCAAAUCAAGAUGGUUACGCAAAAAUGCAAGGAGAAUAGACAUGGAGAAUUACACUAAACCAAACUUAUUUCCGUGGAAAGAAGAUAGUGAAGAAAUCCAAACAAUAAGAAAGUGGAUUAAAUGCGCUUCCGGCAAUAAAUACAGAAUGGGUAAUUUAUUUAUUGUCGGACCAACAAAAACAGGCAAGACAGAAUUUGCCAUUCAAGAAAUCUUUAUGAAAUAUAAUACAUUUCUUUUAAGAGGAGAUUCAUUAUUUGAUUCUUAUGAUGACGAUCAGAACUAUAGAUUUAUUAUUUUCGAUGACAUUAAUUAUGAUAAAAAUCUAGUACGUUUAAUAAAAGCUAUUACAUCUUCAAUAAAUAAAAAAACCAUGGUAAACGUCAAAUAUUCAAAAGCCAUAGUAACUGCUCGCCCGUGCAUACAUCUACUUAAUCAAAAAGAAUAUGAAGGAAUUCUUAAUUUGAUGAAAUAUAAUGGGGGUUACAGUUGGUGGAGAAGAAAUUCACUAACAGUUUUUAUCGAUGACAAACUUUAUAAAGAUCCAAAUGAAUCUGAAAAUAAUUCAAAAGAUAUGAGCCAAGAAGAGAAGGAUUAUGAUCCCCAAAAAGAUUUAGAUGAAAAGUAUGAAGAAGUGAAAGACGACAAUAGUGAAGAUUAUCAAAGUAUUAUUGAAGAAUCACUUCAACAUGUAAAAUUUGAAACGAGACUUACAAACUUCAUGCAAGAUUUGGGAUAUGAUGAUACGUUUUUAGAAGAAUUAACAGAAAAGAUAAAAGACGCAAAAAAGAACAAUGCCAAAUUAAAGAAAACACUUAAUCAUUUGGAAGAUGAUAAUGAAAGCUUAAUGGAAGAGUGGGAAGACGAUUUAAAUAAUUACCAAAACAAUAAUCCAUUAGGCAUGACAGAAGAAAAUUACAGACGAUUUGAAAACGACACAAUGUCUAAGUUUGAAAGGGAUAGACUAGAUUACUUCAAUAAUAAAGAACAAGAUGAUUAUGAUGAAGAAGAAGACGAUGAAGAAGAAGACUAUAGUGAUGAACCAAUGGAACAUCAACCAUUUGGAGGAAACGGAAAUGAUCCAGACAUAAUUUAUGAUUAA
Molecule: messenger RNA, 1665 nt
Organism: Entamoeba dispar SAW760
Lineage: Eukaryota; Evosea; Mastigamoebida; Endamoebidae
Exons: 1
Coding region: 1-1665 (554 amino acids)
Source: RefSeq, a predicted model, not a curated record